AAUAAAAAAAAGUUAUUCUUUGUUUAAAACAGGGUAGUUUGAAAAAAAAAACGUUAACAAUACGUGUGAAUUGUGAAGCUAAACAUGUACUAACAUCUUGAAAUUAUUACUCAGCAAAUGUUACAAAAAAAACUAAAAGUGAAAGUGAUCGUGUGAUAUUCUGAGAGCAUUUCCGUGCAUCCCAUCCCAUGAAAAGUUAAUGAACCCUUCACAGAAUCAAGGACUUUGCUUGUUUACCAGUGACUCUCGUUCGAAGUUUUGUGGUCAAUCGAAACAUAUUCAACGACUCAACUAAUCUUUAGUUAGAGCAGUUGGAAUUUCUAUUGAAACAUCGAUUUUUUAACUUCAAAAAUUUAAGAAAUAUGAAUCAACAGAAUUCCAACGUUAUUGAACCACGUGCAGAUGAAGAUUCAGUUGGCGGUAAAAAUUUAUCCUUGAAAAAUUCUUCGGUCACAACGAUCAGCAGAAAUGAUCAAAUCGCAUCGAUCGGCGAUUCUGAAGAGCCCCCUGGAAAUGUUCCGGUUAUUAUCAAAAGGUUAAGUUUUCCGGAAGUGAUCGAGAGAUGCGAUGAUGGAAAAAUUAGCAACCGGAAGUCGUCCUCGGCGAGCAAACGUUCCCUGAGGAAUAAGGUUUUUGUGCCGCGUAACUCACUGCUGACCGAUCUGUGCGAGGAUCAGAACUUCAGAACGCUCUAUCAUAUUUUCAUUGUGGCACUGUUGAUCGUGUUAUUUUACACGAUCGUGUACGACUUUGUCGAAGGUGGAAGUAUCAAAUUCGGAUUGGGACCUAUCGUUGCUGGAUUUGCCAAAUUUCACUACUCGUUGAUACUGUGGUGCAUGAUGCUAUUAUGCACCCUAUGCGCUUAUCUGCUGUUUAAGUGUUGGAUUGUGAUUCACAGAAAAUUAAAAACUGAUCUGCUGAGAACAACAUGGAACAUCGUUGGACUGUUCAACUUCCUGUUGUAUCAGGGUUCAUUCUUGGUAUUAACCCUACUAGCCGUCGCAUGGCUAGAUACGCCUCCAGCUUCCUCGGUAGCGGUCCUGAUCGAAAUGACCCGCUUCGUAAUGAAAUUCUUCGCAUUUGUGCGUAGUAACGUAUGCCGGGCGCUAGAUGUCGGCAGCUGCGACACCAUCCUUCUGCCAUCUUUUAACCGAUACAUUUACUUCCUGUUCGUGCCGCCGUUGGUUUAUAGCGAUGAGUAUCCUCGAACCGAGCGUAUCCGUUGGGCUGUGGUGGGCAAACACGUGUUUGAAGUUAUUGGAGUAAUUUUCUACAUCAGCUUUUUGCUGGAACGGUUUUUAAAUCCGACGUUCUAUAAUUUUGGCAAGGAGGACAUAAGCUUGGGUCAUCUUAUUUUGAGUAUUUUUCGAAGCAUCAUACCGGCUUUUUUGAUAUGCGUAUUUUUGUUCUAUUGCAUGUUACAUUCGUGGAUGAAUGUCGUCUCGGAGUUGCUGAGGUUUGCUGAUCGGAUGUUCUACCGGGAUUGGUGGAAUGCUUCGUCCUUCGCUGAGUAUAUCCGAUCGUGGAACGUGAUCGUGCAUGAUUGGUUGUAUACCUACAUCUAUAAGGACUUGGUUGAGUAUUGUAUGGGUAAUUGUAGGUUCUUAGCAACAAUAGCUGUGUUCACGUUGUCGGCUAUUUUCCACGAAAUCAUACUGGCCUUUACGUUUCGGUUCUUCUAUCCGGUGAUGUUCGUACAGUUUGAGUUCAUGGGGUUACUGUUGAUGCUUUUGACGAAAAAUGUGCGAAAAGCCUACGGUAAUGUUCUUCUGUGGUUUUUGCUGUGCAUUGGAAGUGGAAUACUGCUGAGCCUAUUCAGUAUGGAAUUCUACUCCCGGAGAAACUGUCCGGUGAGCGAUGAAUCUCUGGUAGAUUACAUGAUACCAGUAUCGUGGUUCUGCAACGGAAUCUCAGUUAAUCUUAACUGGACCAUAACUAGCGUAUUAAGUAGUAGUUGA
Molecule: messenger RNA, 1958 nt
Organism: Uranotaenia lowii
Lineage: Eukaryota; Metazoa; Arthropoda; Insecta; Diptera; Culicidae
Product: sterol O-acyltransferase 1-like
Exons: 4
Coding region: 363-1958 (531 amino acids)
Biological process (GO): cholesterol metabolic process
Cellular component (GO): endoplasmic reticulum membrane
Source: RefSeq, a predicted model, not a curated record